CUAGUUGGUGGCGGGUAACCUGACGCAGUGAGGGGGCGUUAGUCCAAACAGGAAGAGACAGAAAACACCUGAGUGAUGAAGUUAGCUCCUCGUCGCUCCUCCACCACAAACCACCGGGCGGCUUUUACAAACUUCUUCUCCCCGGUGUCGGAGGCCAGAGGCUCGGCUCCGCGGCGGCGCUGCCCGGGGUCUGACGCACCAGCAGCGGGAGAGGAGAGGAGAGGAGGGAGCAGCAGGCUAGGCUAGCUGGUUAGCAUGCUAGGCUAAUAACUUUAGCCCUUGCGAAGACUCAACUUGGAGAAACUUUGUUAAAAUCUCGCGAUACGUUGGCGUCUAAACCACCGAUCCACAGAUCAGCUGGAAUAUUCGGCUUUCUCACAUUUAGCGCUUUAUGAACGCCGCCCGGAGGUGUUAGCAUCUCAGCUAGUUAGCUCCCAUCCGCGCCGUGGACGGAUCCAGGCUCAGUGCAGAGAUGAGGCGGAGAAACAAGCACGUCACAAACGGUCACUGACGCUUCGUUAGCACCGAGCGAUGAGCUCCGCACGCGGCUGUUAACCGCGUCCCAGGCGUCACGGUGUGUUUCCUGCGGCGGAGGCAACUGUCAGGUGGAGCGCAGCGGUGUUGUUAGCAUGGAGGAGCCGGGCAGCGGCUCCUGUGAGCGGUUACAUAACCACAGCAGAUCCGGAGAGAAGCUGCUGCACGUUUCACCCCGAUCACACAGACUCUGACAGCUGAAGCCUGCUGCGAACACACACACACACACACACACACACACACACACACACACACACACACACACACACAGUCAACACAACAACAACAGCAGCAUGGUGAAGGUCUGAGGCUGCAGACACAGAAGAACAACAUCCUGCUCAAGAUGGAGUCAAACCCGCUGAUAAACGCCAUGGACCCGUCCAUCACGCUGUGGCAGUUCCUGCUCCACCUGCUGGAGGACCAGCGGCAGCGUCACCUGAUCUCCUGGACGGGUGAGGACGGAGAGUUCAAGCUGCUGGACGCUGAAGAGGUCGCACGACUGUGGGGGCUCCGCAAGAACAAGCACAACAUGAACUACGACAAACUGAGCCGAGCGCUGAGAUACUACUACGAUAAGAACAUCAUAAAGAAAGUCAGCGGUCAGAAGUUUGUCUACAAGUUUGUCAGUCAGCCCGACCCCUCCCUGCCUGAGGGGGUACGUAAUGGAGAGGACAGCCAGAGGAGGGAAAAUGCUGACCCAACCAGCCAAUCAAAAUGUCUCGGGGGCGUGGCCUCAACCUGUCCGUCAAAGGGCUUGCCCCAGCGCUCGUCACCCAGCACCCCCCAGAAAAACUCCAGAAACGACUACAUGAAGUCCGGCCUCUACUCCACCUUCACCAUCCAAUCACUGCAGGCCUCGCCAAACCCACGGCCAAUCAAAACAGAGCUGCUGCUGCAACAAGACGCAGCGCCCAAGGUGGAGCGCACGCCCAGAGAGGUCUGCGUGUUGUCAGAGGCUAAACCUCUGUCAGUAGGGGGCGUUGUCGACUCGUCUCUUCAGGUGAUAGUCACUCAGCCGUCUCCUUGUCCGACUCCGGCGCUCAGUCCUCAGAUACCAGCCAGCGCCGCCAGUCAAUCACAGAAUCCCCCUGCUCCUCCUCUGAGCGACCCGCCGCAGAUUUAUCUCACCAGUGUCGGGGAUUCGUCCUCCCUCACCCCUCUCAUCCCCCUCCAGGGCCUUCAGGGGCCGCAGCAGGACGACUGCGGGGGCGUCGCCAACCACAGUGCCAGCUUCCCACCUCACUCCCACUCUGCUCCUCACGCCCCGCCCGUCUUCGUCAUAAUCAACACGCCUCCCCCCCAUCAACAGCAGCAGGUGGCCAUGAGUCCUGCUCUUCCUUCCCUCGCAUCCACUCGUCCUCCUCCUCCCCCCAUCAUCAUCAAGGAGGAGAACCUGCCGUCAGAGGAGGAGCUGCUGGAGAUGGUCUCUCUGGAGGAGAAACAGAGGGAGGAGGACCCGGAGCCCCCCCUCACCAUCGUGGAGAGUCCGCCCCCGACCUACAUGGAGCUCAGAGUGGGAGGUCAGGCGCCUGCAGGGCAGAGGGGAGUGGAGGGGGAGGUCAAGGUCACACUAACAGAUCCGUCCGUCCCUCCUGGGACGUCCACCUCAGCUGUGACCCCUCCGGUGACCUCCACCUUGGACACAGCUCCUCCCAAACCAAAG
Messenger RNA from Paralichthys olivaceus (Japanese flounder), 2197 nucleotides. Lineage: Eukaryota; Metazoa; Chordata; Actinopteri; Pleuronectiformes; Paralichthyidae. The record is from RefSeq and is a predicted model, not a curated record.